This is a messenger RNA of Grus americana (Whooping crane), 4493 nucleotides long. RefSeq names its product fibronectin type III and SPRY domain containing 2 (gene FSD2). Gene Ontology annotation, molecular function: protein binding. Lineage: Eukaryota; Metazoa; Chordata; Aves; Gruiformes; Gruidae. The coding region runs from base 1344 to 3704 and encodes 786 amino acids. The transcript has 13 exons. The record is from RefSeq and is a predicted model, not a curated record.
CCCCUGAGCAAAGAGGCGGUCUAGGAUUACGGUAACAAGUCUUCCAACUGCAGUCAUAGGAAAGUGGCAGGGGAUUGCUUUCGUGUGAAUUAAUUUUUACUAGGGGAAAUAAAUGUGAAGUUUGAUGCCAUCUGAGCUAUCAGAAGAAUUUAUGACGUCUUAAGAUAGAAGGCAAGUUUUUAGGUAGUAACAUUCUUUGUUAUAUAUUUUUGAUAAUUCAUGGUCACGGACUUAAACAUUCUUCACUGUAAUUGUAUCUGUUCCUGUAAACUGAGCAAACACUGAGCAAUCAUCUGAAAAUCUUAUUUAGGCAGCAGAGUUCCAGACGAGCUUAAUUAUGCUCAUUUUAAUUUAUGUUAUUUAAUUUCAUUUUGGUAGGAAAAAUAUUUGUUAACUCACUUUUCUAGUUAGUAGUAGCUUCUAAAGGAAGCCUUCCUUAUUAUAAUUAUGGGGAAAAAAGUCUUUGCGGGAGCCAGACAACAUUUUCUGCUUUGCAUUUCCCAUCCACAUGCUCUUCACACCUCCCACGUUACACAGAAUGGACAAAGUGUGCAAGCUCCAGGUCAGAGCGGACUUCUCUCCAUUCAGGGGUCAACAACUUGUCUUGCUUCCUAGUUACUGUAAGCUUUAUCAUGGGAAUCAUCAUCAAUCUUUUUUUUGAGUUUCAUUUAUGUUAAAAAUAUAUAUUUUCACAAUACUUGAGAACCCCCCAAAGGGAAGUAUUUUUCCCUAUUUUAUAGAAAGGACUCGAGACCUGGACUGAGAAUAAUGCUAAAAGAAACCUCUGGUUUCAGUAUCAAGAAUGGCAAUUUGAAAAAUCCAGAACAGGAUUUUUCAGGGCAUUUACUAGUGUGUUAUGUGGCAUCAGUGGUCACAAGGGGGGCAUCCUACAGUAUGCCUGACUGACAGUUCAGGAAGAGCACUUGACAGCAGCUGAAGAGUGAGCAGACUUCAAACCAGGCCAUCUCCAAUUGCACAGAACAGCACUAAGUGCGCCUGAAGCACAGUUGCAGCGUUGAGCUGGGGACAGGACUAUUCCACAGUUCGGAAAUCAAACAUCAGCUGAGCCACUCAGAAAACAUAGGAUGCACACCAGAGACCAGCUCUCUGCUGUGCUUUGGACAGAGGUGAGAAAAAACAAGCCUUCCGUGGCUUCACCUCAGAAGCUUUGAUCUUUCCCGUGCCUACCUCCAGGCCCUGAGCAGUCCUCAGCCAAACAUAUUCCAUCAAUAUAUUUUUAAGCAAGAAAACUCAUGUUUGAUAUCUAAGCAUGUGGCUAAAGGUCUUUCUUAUCUUUUACAGGUUUGAGACUCAUCGUCUCAAAAGCCUCACUGAGGAUACCAAUGUCAUCCAGAUCUGGCAGUGCAAGAGAGUAUGAAACUAGUGACCAGUUGCUUGGUCGUUCAGCUUCCCCACCAGUCCCAGAGUCUAACGAGACUGAGGCUGAAGGCUUGAUAUUUUAUCACAUGGAUCUUUAUGGAUCAAAGGAGAGGUUUGAUAUCUUUCCUGAAGAGCCAUCUGGUCAAGGAGACAGAUCUCUUGGGGAUACCAGAAGGGAAUCUGCAUUGAGUAGCAAAAAAUUUCAGCGCUCACAAGAAGCUGGAUAUGAUUUGGAAAAGGAGGUUGCAGAGUUGGCUAAGAUGUAUGGACUUGAUGAGGAUAGAGAAAAAGAGCUUGAGCUUCUUGGAGGACAUCUGGAGAUGGUGGAGAGCAGAUGGCCACCUGCUCGCACAGAAAAAGCAGGAUCACAAAGCUCCAUAUGUAAUGCAUCAAAACACAGCUCGCCAGUGAAAGAUCGAAGUCAAAGCACAAAGCAACAGGGACUUCCUGGCAAGGCUGCUCAAGAUGAAGAUCAGAGCAAAGCCAGAGCAGAGGAUGAGGCUGAGAGCCAUGCAUGGUCCAGAGAGGAGCUUAGCAGUGGCGGCAUGUCGGAUGAGUGGAGCAGUCAAGCUGUCAGUGAGGAGGAGGAAGCCGCAGAUGUUUUUUGCUCUACCUGCAAGAUGCCAAUCCGAGCUUUUGACAAACUGUUUGGUGAGCACAAGGAUCACGAGGUGGCUCAGCUCCCCAGUGCUGUGGAAAGCGAAAAGGAGGAGAUUCAUAAAAAUAUGUGCAAGUUGGAAGAGCAGAUUGCUCAGAUGGAAAACUUUGCCAGUCACUUGGAGGAAAUCUUCAUCACGGUAGAGGAAAACUUUGGGAGGCAGGAGCAGAACUUCGAGGUGCAUUACAAUGAUGCAGUGCAAGUGCUUGCUCAGAAGUAUGAAGAACAGUUGGAAGCACUGGGGGAAGAGAAGAGGCACAAGCUGGAAACUUUAUAUGGGCAGCUGGUCAGUUGUGGGGAACAUCUUGACACCUGCAAGGAGCUGACAGACACCACCCAGGAGCUUUACCUGGAAAACGACAAAGCCAAUUUUAUGAAGGCAGCAGUAACCAUGGUUGACAGGCUAGAAGAAUUCUUAAAGAAAGAAGUAGAUUUAGAGCUUUCAACACUGCCAGACUUUGAAGAGCGGGUCAUAGAUUUCUCUGAAGUUGAACAACUAAUGAACUCCAUUAAUACUAUUCCAGCUCCUUGUGCCCCUGUGAUCAAUCCCCAGGCUCCCAAUGCAGCAACUGGCACCUCACUGAGAGUUUGCUGGGGCCUCUUCUCAGAUGACACUGUCGAGUGCUACCAACUGUGCUAUAAACCAGUGAGCAAUGAGCUGUGCAGCGAUGAACAAACAGAGCACACGCUGAAAGUCAAAGAAACAUACUGCACCAUUACUAAUUUGUUGCCGAAUACACAGUAUGAAUUUUGGGUCAGUGCUUUAAAUGCCUCUGGUAUCAGUCCACCAAGUGAAAGAGCAGUUUAUGUAACAGCUCCUUCCCCACCUACCAUAAAGAGUAAAAAGAUCCGAAGCUGUGAAAAUGCAGCACUGGUGUGCUGGGAAUCUAGAGACAUUAACCCUGUCGAUUCCUACAUGGUUGAAUUGUCCAAGCUGCCAGAUGAAGAAAAUGGCAAUAUUAUUACUGAAUCUAUUGUUGGGAUUCCUAACUGCGAAGUCCUAAUUCACCUCCAGCCAGCACAAAGCUAUCGCAUCUGUGUUAGAGCCAUAAACCUGGGUGGUUCCAGUGAAAGAAGUGAACCUGUCCUGAUACACACCACAGGCACCUACUUCUGCCUUAACGAGGACACAGCCCAUCCCUUACUGGCGAUUCUAGAUGACGGAUUUACAAUUGCAUGCGAUGAACUGGAAAACCCGGAGUGUGAUCUGCCUGUCUAUGAUAACAGCUUUACAAGGUGUAUUGGGAUCCUGGGCAGUCUGAUCCCAUUUCCAGGAAAGCAUUACUGGGAGGUGGAAGUUGAGGAAGAUACAGAGUACAGGAUCGGCGUGGCUUUUGAAAACACUCCAAGACAUGGUUAUCUGGGGGCAAACAACUCAUCCUGGUGCAUGAGGCAUAUCAUCACACCAUCGAGACACAAGUACGAGUUCCUGCACAGCGGGAUGACGCCAGACAUCAGAAUUACUGUCCCCCCCACAAGGAUUGGCAUCCUGCUGGACUAUGAGAACUGCAGACUGUCAUUUUUCAAUGCAGAUAUCGCCCAGCACCUUUACGCAUUCAACUCGCACUUCCAGCAUUACGUCCACCCCUGCUUUGCCUUGGAAACACCUGGUAUCCUACAGAUACAUACUGGAAUUGCAGUACCCCCGUGGACUGCCCUCCCAUAACCUGUGUCCUGCAGCUGCCACCUCUACAUGUAACCUGCAUGGAGCAAUGCCCUCUUUCAGCAUUACCUGCUCCAUCACACUGCCUAUAAACCAGCGCUCUCCCAACGAAAGAGCAAAGCGAGCCUGACCCAAACCAGCUGCCUGAGCCCUUACGACAGUUUCUGUCCUCUUAGGCAGGAUCUUGGCAGAAACCAUUAUGGUCACAAGACCCAUCAGCAUCCCAGAAUUCUCCAGGUAGGAACGGACACCAUGCUUCUCAGAAGCGACAGUAUCACCAAGCAGCAGGUGGCAGCUGGAUCACUGGUUCCCCCAGUACCUAUUUGAUGCCUGGGGAACUCCCCUGUUCCAGAGCAAUCAUUAAUUCCACUCUUGGGUCUACUGAAGAGCUAAAAAUUCAAAGAAAAAAAUAGCAAAAGGCACAAUCACUGUACAGCUGCUAGACAGAGCUGAAAACACUCCAACCAUGAAGCUGAUCUCACAAUCAAGUGUUCUUGUCGCUACAUGAAGCCUGUGACACAAGAUAAUCAAAUACGCCUCCCUAGCCUGUGAACUGUUAGCGCCUACCACACACUUUCUGAAAUACCCAAGCAUGCACCACAAUCUCAAACAUUAAAGGACAUUUUUACAGAAUGCCCAUGCUUCUCAUCCAUUCUUCCAGGGAAAAAACAAACCAAGGCCUUUUGCAGUGCUCGAUUGCCCCUACAAAGAAACCUAAAGCAUCAUUUUUAGCUUGUUCUUUUUGGCCCUGCUCACCUCCACCUGGGUACAUCCCCCCACUCACAGAUCUGC